AUGUGGACACCACCAAUGCGACAGUAUGAUCCGAGGUCAGCCUCAUGUCCUUCAAUUCCACGACCCGAUCCUUUGCACACAAGUCAAAAGGCAUCGGAUAUAUUCCCACCCGAGGCUCCACCCGAUUAUUAUUACUAUGCGCAUCGUAGUACGCCAGCUGGAUCAUCAACAACAUCAUCGUCGACUGUGGUAGCUGAUGAAUCCAUGACAUCUGUGGUGACACACAAGGGGGCUAUCAGCAGCACAGGAAGUUAUGGAAGCGAACAAUCGGAAUGGCUACGUCGUCGUCGGCGGUUUAGUUCUCGUAGUCGCUUGAUAUUUUGUAUCAUUGGGAUGAUCGUGUUUCUACUUAUAAUCACAAGCACGAUCGUCUGGAUUGGCAACAUGUUUAUUCUUCCUCAAGUAGAAUACACAACCCGCUAUUCACAAAACACAGACCACCAUCACUCAUCUUCAACCUCAUCCAAUCACUCUACUGCCAUGCCAUAG
Lichtheimia ornata is the source of this 489-nucleotide messenger RNA. RefSeq lists its product as uncharacterized. The record is from RefSeq and is a predicted model, not a curated record. Bases 1 to 489 code for a protein of 162 amino acids. Lineage: Eukaryota; Fungi; Mucoromycota; Mucoromycetes; Mucorales; Lichtheimiaceae. The transcript has a single exon.